UUCCUGUGGGGGCGGUUCCCUAAGCUCUGCUGCAUCGAAGCAGGCAGUGUUGGAUGCUGUGCAGUGCUGGAGGAUCAAUCCAUAGCCAUCCAUUCAGAAGCAGCAAAGAGGCAGUGCUAUUUUUCGUCAGCCUCUGAUUCUGAUUUAAUGAAAGCGGUCCAUCAGAGCCACAGAGCAGCCGGAGUCUUCCUCCUGAUCGAAGGUGGAGUCUACACCUUCAACUUCACUGCUGCCAGAGAUGCCUGUCUGUUUCUUAACACCACCAUCGCAACCAGAGACCAGAUGGAGCGGGCGCUGCAGCACGGACUGGAGACGUGCAAGUUUGGUUGGAUAGCUGAGCAGGUGGCAGUCGUCCCACGCCUCACAGCGGAUGAAAAAUGUGGCCAGGGCAAAACUGGAGUGGUGCGCUGGGCGGCCAGCACAGACAAAACGUUUGGUGUCUUUUGCUUCAAUGCAUCAGAUUUAGCAGAAGCUCUUAACAGAUCAACAUCCAGCCCUCAAAGCUUCACCUCCUUCACCACACAGACUGCAGGGACCCAGACCUCUUCACCUUUAACAACCAAGGCUCUACCUUCAGGGCCGCUGCAGACAACAAAAGCUUCUGAGCCGACAUCUUUUACUUCAGCUCUACAAGUCAAAACCUCACGUCCAUCUACGACCCCCUCUGCUCAGGAGCCUCCUUCUUCUUCAUCUCACCUCAUCACUUCUGAGCCGACAGACGUCAGAGGAGCUUUUACUACUUCUGCUCACGCCUUAUUUACCUCAGAGUCAGAGACACGACCACCUGUGAUCUCUGGAAAACCUUCUCUGGGGGAUGUACCCACAGCGCUCAUCAUCCUUGGCGUCAUUGUCCUGCUUUUAACGGCAGCCGGCUUUGUGUGGUACUUCAAACCGAACAUUUUCACCUUUUGGGCUCAGGCGCAGCAGAAAGAAGACAUGGAGACAGAAAUGUGGAAACAUACUGACAGUGAGAUGGACCUGCACAGUCAACAUGAUGGAGGAGAAGAAGAAUCAGACAGGAAGUACUCCAGUGACAUUACACUGUGUGUGAAUCCAGACAUCAAAGUGAACUCUUCAGAGUAGCUUCAUUACUGUUCUCUGGAUUUUAUUCUCUUUUUAUGACAGCAGUGGGUUGAAUGGAUUAAUGUUUGGUCAUGUAAGGUUAAUGGUCAACUUUAUAAAAGAUGGAAUUGUUAUAUUGUAAAUACACUAUCACAUUUUGUAUUGUUUAUAUUGUUAUGUGUUGAAAACAGAAAUUCCCCUUGCAUUUGUGACAGCAUAUAGUUUCUCUCAUUGUUCAUUUUUUUUAUGAUUUUGGAAUAAACGUAAUUUUUCAUUUUUA
Messenger RNA from Notolabrus celidotus (New Zealand spotty), 1342 nucleotides. It is a transcript of the gene lyve1b, whose product is annotated as lymphatic vessel endothelial hyaluronic receptor 1b. The record is from RefSeq and is a predicted model, not a curated record. Gene Ontology annotation, cellular component: plasma membrane. NCBI's taxonomy places the organism in Eukaryota, Metazoa, Chordata, Actinopteri, Labriformes, Labridae. The annotation marks the transcript as partial. The transcript is spliced from 7 exons. Gene Ontology annotation, molecular function: hyaluronic acid binding; transmembrane signaling receptor activity. Gene Ontology annotation, biological process: cell adhesion.